UAUCCAAACGGGCCGUAGUGGGUGCCAUGGUUAGAAUCUAGACUGUUGAAGCUGAACCUUUGAACGGCUACGAUUAAUACCAAGUCGCUACGAUUAAUACCAAGUCAAAUUCGUUGACAAGAAAUAAGAUGACUCCCGUUCACUCACGUCGUUCCCCGAGCUUGAAAAUCUACCGAUACAAAUAAUAUACAAACCAGAGAGAUACAAACUUCAUAAGAAGAGACAAUGGCGGCGAUUGUCUUCUUCACCUUAAUUCUUUUGAUUUUCAUUUCAUUAUCUUCUGGAGAUCAAAGCUUCACCUUCAAUGGCUUCCACUCCGGCGAUCUCUUUCUCGACGGCGUUGCCGAAGUAACCUCCAAUGGCCUUUUGAAGCUCACCAACGACUACGACCAACAAAUUGGCCACGCCUUUUACCCAAAUUCCAUUUCCUUCAAAACCCCAUCAAACAGUUCCUCAGUUUCCUCCUUCUCUGCAACUUUCGUCUUCGCCAUAAUCUCAGAAUACGACGAUCUCGGCGGCCAUGGAAUCGCCUUCGUCGUUUCUCCAACGAGCGGUCUCCCCGGAGCUCGGCCGAGCGAAAGCCUCGGUCUAUUCAACGAGUCCAAUAACGGGAACGAAACGAAUCACGUCUUCGCUGUUGAACUCGACACGAUUCAGAAUCUUGAUCUUAGAGACAUCAACAAGAACCAUGUCGGAAUCAACAUAAACGGACUAGUAUCGGAGAAGGCGGAGCGAGCAGGGUAUUGGGUUGACAGCGACUUUAGGAAUUUGACGUUAAUCAGUGGUGAACCCAUGCAAGUUUGGGUUGAAUACGACGGUUUUGAAAAGCAAAUUAACGUUACUUUAGCUCCAAUUGAAAUCAGAGAUAAACCCAAAAUUCCCCUUUUAUCUUACCGGCGCGACUUAUCGUCGGUCAUCAACGAUAUCAUGUACGUCGGAUUCUCAUCGUCGACAGGCUCCAUUACGACGUCGCAUUACGUUUUAGCUUGGAGUUUCAGCGUCAAUGGCGAAGCGCAGAGGCUUGCUCUAUCUCAACUCCCCAAUCUUCCAUCUCGGCCGGGAAAAAAACAGAGACGAUCUAAAUUCUUGACGGUCGGUUUACCGUUGAUUUCUGUUUCAGCAGCUUCAAUGACAGUUUCGGGGGUAAUUUAUUUCAUAUACCGGAGACGAAAAUUCGGAGAGAUUCUAGAGGAUUGGGAGCUGGAAUACGGACCACAAAGAUUCAAAUACAAGGAUUUAUACAGAGCAACAAAGGGAUUCAGGGAAAAGGAAUUUCUGGGAUUUGGUGGAUUCGGUAGAGUUUACAAAGGGGUAUUACCAAAUUCAAAGAUGGAAGUUGCAGUGAAGAAAAUCUCUCAUGAAUCGAGACAGGGGAUGAAGGAAUUCGUGGCGGAGAUAGUGAGUGUAGGGCGGCUCCGACACCGGAACUUGGUGGCGCUGUUGGGGUAUUGCCGGCGGAAAGGGGAGCUGUUUUUGGUGUAUGAUUACAUGAAGAAUGGAAGCUUGGACUCGUAUUUACAUGAGUGGCCAGAAAUUACGAUAAAUUGGGAACAGAGAUUUGAGAUAAUAAAAGGGGUGGCGUCGGGGCUGUUUUAUCUUCAUGAACAGUGCGAGAAAGUGGUGAUUCAUAGAGAUGUGAAGGCGAGUAAUGUGUUGCUUGAUGAUGAAUUUAAUGGAAGAUUGGGGGAUUUUGGUUUGGCUAAAAUGUAUGACCGUGGCGCUGAUCCUCGAACCACCCACGUCGUUGGAACUCUUGGGUAUCUAGCGCCAGAGCACAUAAGAACAGGGAGAGCCACAACAAGAACAGACGUUUAUGCAUUUGGGGCAUUUCUUUUAGAAGUGGCCUGUGGAAGAAGGCCAAUUCACCCUCAAGAAGAUGCCGACGAUUUCAUUUUAAUGGAUUGGGUGUUCUCUUGUUGGAUAAACGGCCACAUUCUCCAAACCGUUGAUCCCAAAUUGGGAGGAAAUUUCGAACCUUCACAGCUUGAAUUGGUUCUCAAGCUUGGCUUGCUCUGUUCCCACUACUCACCCUCAGUUCGCCCCACAAUGCACCAGGUUUUGCAGUAUUUGGAGGCCGCUGCGCCACUGCCGGACCUCUCUUCGCUCCGGUGGCGCCUCUCCGGAAGUGGGUUUUUCAAUUUGAGGCCUCGCAACGGCGAUGACGAUGGGUUGGACGAUUUUACGGUGUCUUAUCCGUUAUCGACGGAAAGGAAUGUGACGAGUUCUUCGUCGGUUGCGGAGUCUAUUCUGUCGGAUGGCCGCUGAUUUUGAAUGCUUUUCUUUUAGGUAGCUUUGGUUGGGAAGACGAUGACUAUUGAGCCGUGUAAUGACGACGUCGUCUAAUUUGUGAGUAAUUAUUAUUUAAUCUUAAGGCUUUCAAAAUUAUUUUUAAAAUAGAAAUUUUAUUGAAAUGUUUUUAAUAUGUUCUCUAUCCGAAUGAUCUUAAGAUACUAAUGUACUGAUGGAUGAAAGGAGGAAAUUAACGCUGGCAAACGAUAAAGAUCGACCAAACGACAAAUUUGAAGACAUUCACGAUGAGAAAGUUAAUAAACACCUUGAAUGAUAAAGAAUGCAAUGUCCAAAAUCCAUUGACUUCUGUCCUUGACGAACUAGAAGAUGUUAAUGAGAUGCCAAGAUCCAGCCCACAUAACAACCUCACUCUUGACCUUAAGGAUUAUAGGUGGUGAAUUUAAUGAAAUCUUAUGGAAUUAUGAAAAUCAUGGUGGUCCUUUUUGAGCCAAUAUGAUUAUGGAAAGAUUCAGAGACGUGAUUGAUGAUUGUGCACUCAAAGACUUGGGUUAUUCUGGCAUGGAUUUCACUUGGUCAAGUUGAUGUGGUAUCAAAAUUUGGAAGACUUGAUCGUUUUCUAUGUAAUGCUACCUUUGAGGAUCUUUUUUCUAAUCUAAAUAUCUUUCAUCUUGAUUUGGCUGGUUCAAUCAUAGACAAAUGUAUGCAACCUGGAAAACACUAGACUAAGAAAAAACAAGAGUAGGAACAUGUCAUUGAAAUUUGAAGAAGCCUAAACCUUACAUGAGGAAUGCAAGGAGAUUAUAUGGUCUUCUUGUAACUGGAACAACGGAAUAUUAACCCAGUCAUCUCUUGAAAGCAAUUUUUCUAUCUGCUCAAAGGUUCUCCGUAAAUGGGGGGAAAUGUUCUGAAUAACAAAAGAAAUAGAAUUUCUAAAUGCAAACGAGAACUUAAGCUGGAACAUGACCACUGUCCUUAUAUUGAUUUCACCAAGUUCAUAGCCUGGAGUUUGAACUUGAUUGAUUGCUUGAAGAGGAUGAAAUUUAUUGGAAGCAAAGAUCAAAGGAGAAUUGGCUUCAAUAGGGAGAUCAAAAUUCUAGAUGGUUUCAUAAAAAAGCUACUAUAAGGAGGAAGCAGAAUG
Messenger RNA from Benincasa hispida (wax gourd), 3388 nucleotides. Its product is annotated as L-type lectin-domain containing receptor kinase IV.2-like. The record is from RefSeq and is a predicted model, not a curated record. Lineage: Eukaryota; Viridiplantae; Streptophyta; Magnoliopsida; Cucurbitales; Cucurbitaceae. Gene Ontology annotation, molecular function: protein kinase activity; carbohydrate binding; ATP binding. Gene Ontology annotation, biological process: protein phosphorylation.